Molecule: messenger RNA, 5543 nt
Organism: Didymodactylos carnosus
Lineage: Eukaryota; Metazoa; Rotifera; Eurotatoria; Philodinida; Philodinidae
Source: the annotation of a GenBank genome assembly
AAAUCAGUCCGUAAGACCGUAUAUUAUUCGAACAGUCAAAAAAACUCUAUUCUCAGCAUAAGUUAUAUCUUUAUCUCUUCUUUUACUUUGACAUAAAGUUAAAAGUGGAAUGUUUUAACUAUCCAAUGCGCUGAAAAUGUAAAAGAGAACUAGAUGUGUUUAUUCUAGAAGUUUUGAAAGAACAGAGCUCUUUAACAAACAAUUUAUGGAUGAAUCACUCCUCUUGUUACACUUAAAAGUGACAACAAGAGAAACGGAGAUUUUUCUUCUCUCCAUGUCUCUCUUUAAACAAACGUUAAAUGCACACGGAGAAAAAAAUAUAUAUUUGAAUUAAAUAGUUUUAAAAAAACGUAGAAAAACUGCACUCAUUUUAGUAGAUAAUUUUCUCAUUGCGAAAAGAACACUUUCUUUUAUCGGACUAUUUGUAAGAAAAAAUCUUCUAUGUGCAGGAGAGAAAAGAAAAAAAUUAUGAAACUAAAAACAUUGAGUUUUCUCAGACUUUUUUACUUUUCUACAGUAAUUUUGAGAAUUACCAUCAGAAUUUCACGACUAGAAUUCUCGUGUAAGAGACUAAAAUUCUCUUGGUAAUUCUCAAAAGUCCUGGGCAAAAGUAAAAUUCUCGUGGAGAAUGUAUCCAGCAUAUUCUCAGCUGUUCUCAUACAAUUAGAAUUCUCGUGUAAGAGACUGAAAUCUCCGUGUACAGAGACCCGUUUUCGUGAUAACCCUAACACGUCCUGAACAGGGACGAGGCAUUGUCAAACCAGCUGCACCACUAAACUUUAUCUUACCUUUUCAGUCAAAAAGAUGACAUCUAACGUAUCAAAAUGUACAGGAUGUGGUGCAACAGUUUACAAUGCCGAUAAAUAUGAAAAAUAUGAGGGCAAAAUAAGGCUUUUGAAAAAAAGUUCUGACUGGAAUAAACUUAUUGUCUCUUCUCGUAGAUUUACCAUAGUCGUUGUUUUAAAUGUUCACAUGCCGAUUGUGGAAUAGUAUUGACAUCACGAAACACAAGAGGUUUCAACAAAAUGCCAUAUUGUCACAGGUUAAUCAAUUUCUCUUUUAUCUGCAUAUACGACGCUCUUGAGUAAAUGCUCCUUUUUAGGCAUUAUCCUAACGAAAGAAGCGUAGACGCAGUAAGUUGUUAAGACUGUAAUAAUUUUUGCGUGCCGAUAGUAGGAAACACGAAGCAGAGGUGUAAACGUUAUGAGUUCACCUGUUAUUUGAGCGCCUGAGAUUCUUGAAUUCCAGUAUUCCAAGCUUCCUGGCCCUGAAGUGCGCAAAUGGGGCCAUACGAUCGUCCCGGAUUGUGAUGGGUGUAAUACAUGAAAACUAUAUAUAAGAAUGUUAUUAUAUUUGAGAAAGAAACAAGUAAUUUUUUAUUAGUCAAUAUUUAGGUGACUAAUAAAUAUAGAUUAAACUAAACUAAAGAAACAAGUGCAUGAAAGAAUUACAUAAAGCACUUUAUCCCACAACAGCAAUCAGCUUCGUUGCCUUCCCUCUCUUCGCUCUCACUAGCUCUUUAUUCUCGAAAUCUUAGCACUCCAAUUUCCCAGGUCGGUCGUUAAAUCUACAACUCUCAUAGGCGAAAAUACUGGAGAAAAUUCCUCGCAGAUACAGUGAGGCUUGGCCAGAGGCAAUGAAACAAUAAUACUUCCAAGUAACUGUUAAUUUUCCAAGAUUUUUCCAUUUUAGGCAUUGGUUCGUGAGCCAGGUCCAGCUAAUGACAGCAAUACCAGUGCCAUACAACCUCUGUCCUAUAAAACAAUCGAACAGAAGCAGCCAAAUACCGAAAGACAAUUAGUUGAUAUUGAUUCCCAAUGCAUUCCACUAACAUUAACUCCUCCUGCUCCUUUGAUAGACGAUGUUAGUGCGAAUGAUGCUGCUAUCUUUCAAGAGAAGUUGAGAUCAACACUUCGCGAAGCCGCUGAUCAAAUCGUGGGUCAAAUAUUUCAGGCUCUAACCAAAGAGUUCCAUAUCAUUGUCUGUGGUUCACCCCGUGUCGGUAAAAGCACAUUGAUUAAUGCCAUAUGUGGACAAGAAGUAGCUGAAACUAAGGAUGGUCUUGCUUCAUGUACUAAAGCUAUUAGCUGUCACACACUGGAAGGUGAGUGUGAAAUUGAUUCAAAGAUUAUUCAUUAUAAAUAUAAUUUUUGGGACACACCCGGAUUUGAAUCAUGGGAAAAAAACGAUAUUCGGCCGAAUAUAAAAGCGAUUGUUAAAAAACCUGAAUCGAAGCCUCUCUGCAUGAUAUUUUGCGCAUCACCUGGCACAUUUGUCAAUCUUGAAGAACUGAAAUGGCUUUUCGAUUUGUGCAUCAGAGAAAAGCAUAUAUUCUGUGCUCUGGUUUGUACAAACAAAUAUGCUGGCCAAACGAAAAGUCGUCGUGCUGUAUUAGACGACUUUAAAGGACUGCUAUCGACAUACGUUAAUGAUCAACUAAGGGAAGAAAAGGAUAUUACUUUUUACGGCAAUGUUGGUUUGUGUACCUCAGUGAACAGCCAGCUCUUUGAAGAUGACGAUCGCAAGUUGGAAGCGUCCGGCAUUCAUGAGCUAAUUUAUGGUAUAAUGGAAUCCCUGGUCGAUGAACACGUGUUAGACUGGUGUAUGCUGACCUUGGAAAAUAAAGGCUUUUGGAAGGAUAUGCAUGAAAAGGCAGCCGGAGGAGUGGAUCGUGUAAAAGGCAGAGUGAAAGCAGUUAUAGACCUUUUAAAGUCGGCCAAGAAUGGCAAACGAAAAAAAAGGAAAAAGUAAAAGACAAAGAGUAACAAUCAAUAGAUCAACAAGAAUUUUGUUUAUUCUUUUCAACUGGAACAAAACUGCUGAAACCUUUCUGUUCACGAGGAAAGCAUAUUUUUCAUUCAUUUUCUUGAUCUAUGGAGCUUUCCAAAGAGGAGCAACAUUUUUCGAAAUAGCAAAAACUGUCGAACAGUUUUUUUCCGUGAUUUAAUGUUUUUUUCGAAUACUUGAAGUUUUGUCAGGAAUAUCUCUGGAAUUUUUUUAACAAAUGCAUUUUGUAGAGCAAACAUUUUUCUACAAAAUGAGGCGUUUCGCAGCUAUGAGCGAAUCUUGAUAACAGAUGUAUAGCAAUUCUCCCGGAUGUCCCAACAUCAGUUUUUAACAGGUGCAUACGUAUUUGGUGAUACCCACGGAAGAUGUCGCUACUUUUCGAUGGUGGUAGGCGUUCUCCGUCUGACGAUGCUCAAAUAAAAUUAUGCAAGCCAACAAGAAAUAUCAAGGAAUGAUAUUGUAUAGCUAUCAAAAUAUGACGAUUACAGAGGUCGUUCUAUCAUAUUUGCUUUGUCUGUCAUGAUGCAUUUAAAUGAUACUAUUUACGGAUAAAUCUUGUUAUUCGUUUGUCGUUAAUGGUUCUAACCAUUUGGUUUAUUUUGUAAAAACUUCCAAGGACUUGCCCGAUUUCUGACGGAAAUGGAAGUUUGAAGUUUAAAGCCAUGAAAGGUGUGAUAUCACACCUUUUCUAUCUCAUUUACCCCGAAAGUGCAACGGUGACAAGCUUUUUCCUUAUACUCGUACCUACUUUAUUAUUAACUGUUCAUCCAACCCUCUUCCACAGCAAUGCUAUUGAGUACCUAUGAUGUACCAAACAUUUGAUCAUAAUGUGUGCGGCUUGAUUUGAAGAUUUACUGUCAAAAUGAUGUUAAAAACAGAUUUUCGAAGCAUUCUCAGUUUCUUGCUCUUUGCCAUACUUGUUAAGUAAUUUAACAAUGCAACCUGCGCAUCAGAACAGAAGACAAUUGUAACAAUAAACUAUCGUUUUCUAAUUUAGAAAGAAAUUUACAUACUUCUGUUAAUGCAUUUUUCGAUUCUUUAAACACUACGGGUAAGAUGGAUAAGGUGCACGAAAAGUACUUCAAUAACUACGUGAAAAAUCAGACAUUUGAAUUUACUGAUAUAUUUUCAUCUUCCAAAACGGUUUAUCUUGGACUGAUUAAUUUUACCCAAGGUGAUGCUUAAAACAGGAUCGAAGCCAGGAUUUUUAUCAGGGGUGGACAACGGAAAAAAAAUCCAUCUUCACUAAUUUGAAUUUCCAUUUUAAAGUCAAGUGAACCAUAUAUUUUUUCUUGCAUUUUAUCUCCACAUGGCGCUUAUCGCUUUGACUGUUCUAAGUUAAAACGUUUAAAAGAUAAGAAGGAGAAGGAAAAGGUAGGUUUUUUGAGAGGAGAGAGAAAGAGAAGAAGACCUAGGAAUGUCUCUAAAACUUUAAGAAUAUAAAAAAACCAACUCUUUUCGAUCACUGAUGAAUUUGAUUCGACGUUUGUCUUUGCAAAACUCAUUGACAACAUCUUCAACAUUCAAUUCUUUUGCGUGUUAUCGAUGAAUAUGAAUGAGAGGCAGAUUACUUAAUCGAUCAUCACCGGUACUGUUUCGUAAACAAUUUUUAAUUAAUUUCAUUGUUGAAAAUGAUCGUUCAGCUGUUGCAAGUGUUACGGACAAAAAGAUAAAUAAUUUAAAUAAUUGAUUUAAGUUCUGAAAGAACGCUUGGUAUUGAACUAAUUCAUUUAACGUUUUAUUAAUAUUUGUUGGUCUCUGUUCUGCCGUUAUAUUUUCCAAUUGUUUUAAAAUUCUAUUAGGGAAACCGAAGUGUCCCAUCAUCGAGUGAUUAACUAUUUAUUAGUAGUGCAAGUUAACAAUUACACAAAAUAGUAUAACAUGGUGGGAUUAAAAGUAUUAUUGUAGAAAAAAUAAAUAAAUAUACGGAAACUAAAAACAGAAAAGCUUAAUUGUGCGCAAUCACAUGCUAACUCAAAAUGUGAUUCAAAUUGUCCUUCUAUUCAAAGUGCGGGAAGAGAGGUAAGUAAGAUGAUAAUAUUGGCUGUCCGAUGUUAGAUGAAAAUAUGAACAAUAGAAAUAACAUUAUCCAAAUCAUUUUGUCUGAUCAAUAAAAAAGUUAACGCUGUCAGGUACCAGCGCCGAUGAUUAGAUCUCCUUUCGGCGACUCAUUAACAGAUAUUCACGUUAGAAAUAAGUCUAAAACCAAGUUUAAAAUAAAAGCCGAAAAUAGCAUCUGUUAAUUAACUAGCUAUCCAACAGGCCCAAAUUUUAAUAUCAGAUCUAAGAAGGAAUAAAAUCAUCCGAAGAAGACAGCAGUGCCCGAGUUCCAUCAAUUCCGGGAUUUUACUCGUACCAUGAGAAUUUUUCUAUCAUCGUGAGAAUUUUGCCCUUGACUAAAACCCAAAUGAAGUUCACAAAUCACAACCAGAAAGACGUCUCGAAAUUCCGGAAUUUUGCGCCCCUUCGCAAGAAUUUAACUUGCUUCCACGAGAAGAUGAAAGAAAAAAGACCGGCCAUCUCAAAGACAAUUUUAGUCUCUUACACGACAAAGUGCGAGAACAGCUGAGAAUAUCCCGGAUACUUCUUCACGAGGAUUUUACUUUUCUACCGGAAUUUUGAGAAUUACCACGAGAAUUUUCGUCUUUGUACACGAGAAUUCGGAUUGUGUGGGAGCAACUGAGAAUGCUACAUUCUUCACGAGAAUUUUACUUUUCAAAUCACUCUAAACGUCACAUUUUUUUAAUGGCAAUCCU